AUGGAACAGCCACCUGGGCCGGCCUCAGAGGGACACAAGGACACGGUGUCCCUGCCCAUCCUGAUGCUGCUGGGCUGGGUUUUGGUGCCUCAGCCUGGAGAGCAGGAGGCUGAAGAGAGACCACCUGGCUUCCCGCCAUCCCUGGCAGGAGAGCGUUUCAGGAAGCUCCUGGCUGCCUUUGGCACCCUGACUGAUUGUUCCCUGAAGUUCACCAAGGAAGGGAAGUUCAGGAAAUUUGGCUUCAUUGGUUACAAGUCUGAAGAGGAAGCUCAAGCAGCCCUGAACCAUUUCAACAGGAGCUUCAUAGACACCUCCAGAGUCAUAGUGGAGUUAUGCAAGUCUUUUGGUGACCCUUCCAAACCCAAAGCCUGGAGUAAACACUCUCAGAAGGCCUCAGAAAAACAGCCUGAGAAACCUGUGACCAGCACAGCUCCUGCAGGCACAAAGAAAAAUAAAAAGAAGAAAGAUCCAACAGAAAACUUGAAGGAGCUGGAAGAAGAUGAAACAUUCCAGGAGUUCUUGGUGGUUCACCAGAAACGGUCCCAAGUGGCCACUUGGGCUAAUGACACUUUGACAGAGGAGCCCAAGAAGGGCAAAUCCAAGGCAGCAGAUGAUUAUCUCAACUUUGAUUCAGAUGAGUCUGAGGAGCUGAGUGAGGAGGAGGAGGAUGGAAAUGAGCCUUCUGAGGAUGAGGAGAAAGCUCAAGGCAAGAAAGGAGGGAAGAAGGCAGCUACCAGCAAAGACCUCUCAGAUAUGGAUUACCUGAAAUCUAAAGUGGUGAAGGAUUCUUCCUCCUCAUCCAGCACAGAGGAAGAAUCAGAUAGUGAGGGGGUGGAAGAGGAAAGUGAGAGUGAGGAGGAUUCAGGCAUUACAGAAACUAUGGAUAAAAAGGGGAAGCCAAAAGCCCAGCAGAAACAGCAGGAGACAGCAGGGGAGAAGAAGAAAAAAGGAUCCCCACCAAAGAACCAAGGCAGCUCAGCAGAAGCCAGCACACCAUACACAGUGAAGCUUCGUGGUGCCCCCUUGAACAUAACAGAGCAAAGGAUUCGGGAAUUCUUCCUGCCCCUGAAGCCAGUGGCCAUCAGGAUAGGAAAAAGCACCCAGGGAAAGAAAGCAGGUUGUGUCUUUGUUGACUUGAAGAGUGAAGCAGAAAUGCAGAGGGCCUUGAAAAGAAAAAAAGAGUACUUAGGUGGGAGAUGCAUUGAGGUGCUGCCAUGUAGGAAUGGCCCAAAAGAAGCUGCUGCACCAAAACCUGCUCCCCAGCCAUGGCAGAGAAGGAAGAGGGAUGAUGAGGAAGAAGAGGAUCUGUCUGAAUCGGGGAGACUCUUUGUGAGGAAUCUUCCCUUUACCAGUACUGAGGAAGACUUGGAGAAGAUCUUUUCCAAGUAUGGACCCCUCUCUGAGAUCCAUUUCCCUGUGGACAGACUGACCAAGAAACCCAAAGGAUUUGCUUUCAUCACCUACAUGAUCCCUGAGCAUGCUGUGAAGGCCUAUGCAGAAAUGGAUGGGCAGGUGUUCCAGGGCAGAAUGAUGCAUCUCUUACCAUCUACAAUCAAAAAGGAGAAGGUGGAAGAUGCAGAUGGAGAAGAGUCUUCCUCCUAUAAGAAGCAGAAAGAGGCCAAGGACAAGGCCAACAGUGGCAGCUCCCACAACUGGAACACCUUGUUUGUGGGGACCAACGCCGUGGCUGAUGCCAUUGCUCAGAAGUACAAUGCUUCCAAAAGCCAAGUGCUGGAUCAUGAGGGUAAGGACAGUGUGGCAGUGAGGGUUGCCCUGGGAGAGACCGAGUUGGUCCAGGAGAUCCGCCGGUUCCUCGUGGAGAACGGAGUCAGCCUGGAUUCCUUCAGCCAGGCUGCUGGUGAGCGGAGCAAGACAGUGAUCCUGGUGAAGAACCUCCCUGCCAGCACGAGUGUGGAGGAGCUGGAGGACAUCUUUGGGAAGCAUGGCAGUCUGGGCCGGGUGCUGCUGCCCCAAGGAGGCAUCACAGCCAUCGUGGAGUUCCUGGAGCCAACAGAGGCCAAGCAGGCCUUCACCAGGCUGGCCUACUCCAAGUUUCAUUCAGUGCCUUUGUACCUGGAAUGGGCUCCAAUGGGUGUCUUCUUGAGCCCAGCCCCUCAGAAAAAAUCCUCUGAGGAUUCAGAAAAGGAAGACAGAGCAAGACCAGUACCUGGUGGUGACACUGACACAGCUAUGAAGGACUCAGAGGAAACAGCAGCACAGGAAGAAGAGGAGGAAGAAGAAGAAGAGGAGGAAGAAGAAAGCAUUCCUGGCUGUACCUUAUUCAUCAAAAACCUGAACUUUGCCACCACAGAAGACACACUGAGGGAGACGUUCUCCAAAGUGGGAGCUGUGAAGAGCUGCACAAUAUCCAAGAAGAAAGACAAAGCAGGCAACUUGCUCUCCAUGGGCUUUGGGUUUGUGGAGUACAAGAAGCCAGAGGCUGCCCAGAAAGCCCUGCGCCGGCUCCAGGGCUGCUCUGUGGAUGGCCAUAAGCUAGAAGUGAAGAUCUCAGAGAGAGCUGUCAGGCCUGCUGUGAAAUCAUCCCGAAAGAAACAAACUGUCAAGAAGCAGAAGACUUCCAAGAUCUUGGUCAGAAACAUCCCAUUCCAGGCCACCCUCAGGGAAAUCAGGGAACUCUUCAGCACCUUUGGGGAGCUGAAGACCGUCCGGCUGCCCAAGAAGAUGGCAGGAACAGGAUCCCACCGUGGCUUUGGCUUUGUGGAUUUCCUCACCAAGCAGGAUGCCAAGAAAGCCUUCAAUGCCCUGUGCCACAGCACACAUUUGUACGGCCGGAGGCUGGUCCUGGAGUGGGCAGACACAGAGGAGACACUGGAGGCCCUGAGAAGGAAAACAGCAGAUCAUUUCCACGACACCCCAAAGAAGAGAAAACGAUCAGAGGUUUUGAAUGAAAUCCUAGAGCAUCUGGAAGAGGAGGAAAACAACAAGGAGGAGGCCAUCUAG
Messenger RNA from Chaetura pelagica (chimney swift), 2961 nucleotides. It is a transcript of the gene RBM19, whose product is annotated as RNA binding motif protein 19. NCBI's taxonomy places the organism in Eukaryota, Metazoa, Chordata, Aves, Apodiformes, Apodidae. The transcript is spliced from 24 exons. The coding region runs from base 1 to 2961 and encodes 986 amino acids. Gene Ontology annotation, molecular function: RNA binding. The record is from RefSeq and is a predicted model, not a curated record.